UCUCUACACAUUCUUUCAUACCCCUUCUUGUCCUCUCUCGUUGAGCGUGUGUGUGCGUUCCUUUCUUCCUGCACGGAUCAUCCUAGUUGAGAGGCAGAUCGAGAGAGAGAAGAAAGAAAAAAGGAAGCGAGCGAGCUCGAGAGGGGAGUUUUAAUCGGGAGGGAGGGGAGAGUCUAAACUUCCUGGAGAGUACUGCAACACUAUCUCCUGGAAGUUUAAUCCCCCCGUGAUAUCCGGAAGACUCUACUUCAUUACAGUAGAGUACCACCACUGUCAUCACGGAAACUACCUCAGCCAGAUUCUAAGGAAGAACUUCACGGGGAAACGGGCCAAGUUCCCAGAAGACGAAGACGAACUCUCGAUAGAAGAAGAAGAAGAAGAAUCUUUUAGCUACGAGAAGGGAGCGAGCGAGCGAGCGAGCGAGCGAGGCUUGGAGUUUUAAUCUUCUCAGCGUGGGGGAAUUAGUUUUAAGUUAAGAUUAAAGCAAAGCUUCUAGAGAGGAGCGAGCGAGAGAGGUCUGAAGAGCUAGUUGGCUAUGGCGGAAGAUGAUGAUAUAGCAGGUUUGUAGCUCCUGGAGGCCAUACUAAGCUAGGAACACACAUAGGCUCCACUCGACAAAGGAGACACAAACACACACACUCUCUAUACACUUUUCUGGGAGAAUCUCACUUCUCUUUCUCUCUCUCUCACUCAUUCUCUCUGUGUUCUUUGUUUCUUCUUCCUAUUUGCUUCCAAGUUUGCGAUUUCUUGUGGAUGAAUUUCUGGGACGAAUUUCCUUCUAUCCUGUCUGGUUAAGUUGUUGGGCAGCCAGGACGUUGUCUUGAUUCCAUUCUCUCUUUCUCUUCUCUCUCCCCUUGUCACACUUUCUUUUUGUUUGGCCCCUGGAGAGGCCGUGCUCUCGAGAGCGCGAGGAGAAAAGUGGCAGCGAGCGACAAAAGAGAUGGAAUCUGUGAGCUCAGGGCGCGAGUAGCACAGCGAAAGCUCGUUUCGGAUCAAGGGGCAGCGGCCGCUUUGGUUUCAAUAAUGCUGGAAUCUAAGAGAUGACGACCAGGAUGAUCUUAGAAAGUUACCACGGGAGUAGCAGUAGCUGGUAGGAGGAGAAAACAUGAAAAGGACGAGUCGAAGUUCUCGCUGCUCUUUCUUUUUUCCCGGCAGUGUGUGGACGACGCUAUGGCAGCACGGAGUUUACGGCCAACUCGAUUUCUCGUGUGCUCGUCAGCCAUGAUUCCUGAAGAGAUUUGCUUUACGAGCUAUCAUCCACCAGGAAGAGAAAGAUCCCGCGAAGCUGGAGCAAUGUGGCUGGGAGUAAUCCAAUUGCCAUGGUAGCCGCGGAGGAAGCAAACAAUCCCGAGCAAAUGGAUCGGCAAUAGUUAUCGCAUAGUUCCUGUAGAGCUAGUACCAGGAAGAACGAACACGCAAGAGGAGAGAGCAACAGUGAUGGCCGAGGAGGCGAAUUAGCGCUGGAAACAAGGAAGCCAAGGGAUCGAUCGAUCGGCCUCGAGACUGGCGUUAGUAGUAAGUGCCAUGAAUCCUUCGGGAACAGCGGCGGCAGCGGCUGGAGGAUCUGGUCUGCCGCUCUGGGCUGCCGCUGCUGGAGGAGGCGGAGGAGGAGGAGGAUCCAGCGAUCACCACCACCAGCAGAGCUCCUGGGAUCUCACGAUGCAUCCCUUCGCAUCGAAUCAUCAAAACCACUACCACCAAGAUCACCACCACCACCACCAGCUCUCCGCGGCUCCCUCCUCCAACAGCGCCGCUCACCACCACCACCACCACCAUUCUUCCAAGACGAACAGCAGCGCUGGCGGCGAUCAGUGGGAGAUAUCUCCAUGGGAUCAGUCGAGCACCACCACCACUAGCACGAGCAAUCUCUUCUAUCAGCAGCAGCAGCAGCACCACCAGCAGCAGCAAGGCCACGAGCUCAAGCCGCUAAUUCUCUCCAGGCCCAGCUCUUACUCCUCCACCUCUUCCUCCUCCUCGCAGCACGGUGGCGGCCUCGUCUUUCCCAGCAGCUAUGGCGGCGGUGCCGGCGGCGCUGGUGGCUUCCCAGGCGGCACUUUCCCACCCUCGGGCGGUGGCGGUGGCGGUAGCGGCGGUGGUAGCGGCGGUACCACUGGCGGUGGCACCCACUUCCAGACGAUGCUCCAGCAGCAGCAGCAACGAUCGUCAACUUCCUCGUCCACGAAUCCCAUGACACUAGCGCUGCUCCAGCAGCAGCAGCAGCAAAACGGGAUCCUUGGCAGCGCCACCGCGCUCGACGUCCCGGAUCAUCAGCUCCACCACCACCACCACCAAGAACAUCAGCAGCAGCAGGAUUUGCGAACUUUCGAGCAAAGGCGCAGCUUCUUCGGCCUCAUGGACGUGGAGUCGACCGAUCAGCAACACCAGCAGCAGCAGCAUGCCGCGCAGCAGCGAUCCAGCUCCGGGAACUUGGGAGCUCUAGGUGGGUUGUGGAAUUACAUCAAGCGCGAAGAACAACACCAUAGCCACCACCACCAGCAGCAGCAGCACUACCAGUUCUUGGGUCACCACCACCAUUCGAGCAGCCAUAGCCAGUACGAUCAGCAGCAGCAGAUGAACGAGUGGCUGCAUGGGAGGAUUGGAUUGAACCUCGGGGGGCGGACUUACUUCUCGGCCGAGGACUCGCUGAUUGCGCGGUUUGGCAAGCGGCCGCGGCUCAACGGGCCGUCGGUUCACGUCCCCCGCUGCCAGGCCGAGGGGUGCACCGCGGACUUGAGCAAGGCCAAGCACUACCAUCGCCGCCACAAGGUGUGCGAGCUCCACUCCAAGGCUCCAAACGUGAUCGCCAACAAUCAGACCCAGCGCUUCUGCCAACAAUGCAGCAGAUUCCACUUGCUAACCGAGUUCGACGACUCCAAGCGGAGCUGCCGGAAGCGGCUGGCCGAUCACAACCGGCGGAGGCGGAAGCCGCAGCCAACGAGCACCACCACAACCGCCAGCGCCAGCGCCGCCGCCGCCGCCGCUUCGACUUCCACCGCCGGUGACUCCGCCGCUGGAAAGUCUGAGUCCCACGAAGGAGGAGGCGGGGGCGGCGGCUCGGAAGCAACACACUCUAGCGGUGCCGACACGAAGCCCAGCGCGCUGCUCCCCAAGAGCAGCAGCUCGCCGUCGGCAUCCCGGGACGACUCGGAGGCGAGCAAAGUGAGCUACAGCGCCACAAACUCGAUCAAGAACCUGGUGCCGGCAGCGUCCACCGUGACGAACUCCACCACCACCUGCACGACUAACAACACUGGCAACAACAUUACCACCGCCGCCGCCGCCAACAAUUUGAUCCUGGGAUCGUCACCACCACCACCGUCUAACAACGGCGAUCACGCCUUGGGCUCGCCAGCGUCCGACUCGGGAGGACUCCUCUCAACCCUAACAACACAGCACAACCGGCUCUUCUCGCUCUACACCAGAUUGGUCUAGAAUUAGGGCUUUGGGCCAAGGGAGCCCUAAAAGAACAAAACUGGAUAUUCCACCGCUCGUCAAACGCAAA
This is a messenger RNA of Selaginella moellendorffii, 3502 nucleotides long. Its product is annotated as la-related protein CG11505. Lineage: Eukaryota; Viridiplantae; Streptophyta; Lycopodiopsida; Selaginellales; Selaginellaceae. Gene Ontology annotation, molecular function: DNA binding. The transcript is spliced from 4 exons. The record is from RefSeq and is a predicted model, not a curated record. The coding region runs from base 1525 to 3432 and encodes 635 amino acids. Gene Ontology annotation, cellular component: nucleus.